CGUACCACCGGCGAUCGAGCCAGUCUCUCCCGGUCCGGCGCGCCGCUAUCCCUAGCCAGAGGUCCUUUCCCUGCCGCCGGCGGGAUACAAGGAUGAAUUCCCUCUCCAUCCUCCUCUUCCCCCGCGCGCGCCCUUCGCUCCCGCUCCCGCUCCGCGCCGCCGCCCCGGCCACCAGCAGCACCAGAGCGGCGGCACCGGCCCCGCGACGGUGGCGGCAGCGCGCGCCGCUGCCCUCGCCGGUCUCGGCCGUGGCGGCGGAGGCGCCCUCGGCAGCGUCGCCGUUCGGUGCCGAGGCGGAGAAGGAGAAGGAGGAGCGGCAGUUCGACUGGCUGGACCAGUGGUACCCGCUGGCCCCGGUGUGCGACCUGGACCCCGGCGCGCCGCACGGCAAGACGGUGCUGGGCCUCCGCGUGGUGGCCUGGUACGACCGCGCCGUGGACGAGUGGCGCGUGUUCGACGACGCCUGCCCGCACCGCCUGGCGCCGCUCUCCGAGGGCCGCAUCGACGACAAGGGCCGCCUCCAGUGCGUCUACCACGGCUGGUGCUUCGACGGCCGCGGCUCCUGCCAGUUCAUCCCCCAGGCCCCCGCCCUCGGCCCACCUGUGCACAAGAACAGCAAGGCGUGCGUGGCGUCGUACCCGAGCGUGGUGCAGAACAACAUCCUGUGGUUCUACCCGAGGGCCGACGGCGAGCACCAGGACAUUCUGCAGAGGAAGCGCCCGCCAUUCAUCCCGGAGAUCGACGACCCCUCCUUCGUCGCCGUCUACGGCGUCAGGGACCUCCCCUACGGCUACGAUGUGUUGGUGGAGAACCUCAUGGACCCUGCACAUGUCCCCUACGCGCACAAGGGGCUGAUGGGCAAGCUUCGCAAGAAGGAAGACCUCGGCAGGGUUGAGUUCGACAUCGAAGGCGGCGGGCCGAUAAAGAUGAAGACGAAGGAGGCGAACGUGGACGGGUUUCUGACGGAGCAGCAGGAGAACCGCGGCUACUUCCGGUACGUCGCGCCGUGCACCUUCUACGGCUCGCCGCUUCCCAGAGAGGUCGCACCGUUCGCCGUCGACGACUCGCCGCUUCCCACUGAGGCCACGGAAGAGGAGGAGAAGAAGAAGAAGAAGCCCCAGUUCAUGAUGGUGUUCAUGUGCGUCCCAGUGGCGCCGGGGAAGAGCAGGGUGAUCUGGGCCUUCCCGAGGAACGUCGGCCUCUGGCUCGACAAGAUCAUACCGCGGUGGUACUACCACAUGGGCCCGAACGCCCUCUUGGACUCGGACAUGUACCUCCUCCACGUCGAGGAGCGUAACUUCGCCGCCGCCGGCGUCCAAAACUGGCACAAAGCCGUGUACGUGCCCACGUCGUCGGACAACAUGGUGAUCGCCUUCAGAAACUGGUUCAGAAAGCACUGCAGGAGCCAGGUCGGCUGGGCCGUCCCCACAGCCGAUCAGCUGCCGGCGACUCCAACCAAAGACAAGCUCAUGGAGAGGUACUGGUCGCACGUGGCGCAGUGCAGGAGCUGCAGCGCGGCGUUGAAGGCCAUGAAGGCGCUGGAGGUCGCCCUGCAGUUCGCGUCGGUUGCGGUCGUCGGCUUCCUCGCCGUCGCCAAGGGGACGCUGGUGACGUCGGUCGUGCAGAGAGCCGCCGUCGUGUCCUUGGCCGUGCUGUGCUUCGCCGCGUCCCGCUGGCUGGCGAGCUUCAUCGAGAAGAACUUCUAUUUCCAUGAUUACGUCCAUGCUUACAAGUGAAGAGAUAUUCCGGCCCGUGCCAUGCAAUCAAAGAAAAAUAGAUGUGUCGAGAGAGGACUUUAAUACAUACUCCUUCAUGUAUGCCUUCACAUCCUUAUGCUGUCCAAAUAAGGGAAAGUUGUAAAUAUCCUAGCAGUUUUGCCAAGUCGCAGUAAGACUUCGUUAUGUCUCAGUCGAUGAUAUAUUCUUUUCAUCUUGCAUGGAGAUUCGUAAAAAGGAAUUCCUUUUA
Messenger RNA from Aegilops tauschii subsp. strangulata, 1965 nucleotides. The record is from RefSeq and is a predicted model, not a curated record. Lineage: Eukaryota; Viridiplantae; Streptophyta; Magnoliopsida; Poales; Poaceae.